This is a messenger RNA of Pleurotus ostreatus (oyster mushroom), 378 nucleotides long. RefSeq lists its product as uncharacterized. The record is from RefSeq and is a predicted model, not a curated record. Lineage: Eukaryota; Fungi; Basidiomycota; Agaricomycetes; Agaricales; Pleurotaceae. The coding region runs from base 1 to 378 and encodes 125 amino acids. The transcript has a single exon.
AUGAAUGACGUACCAGGAUCCUCCGACAGCGACCGUGGAGCAGGUCAAGCCCAGGACGACGUUCGGGUCAACAACGACGCCCAAAACCACGUCGACGACUUUAACGACGCCGAGCGCAACGAGCAGGCUCGACACCAAGCCGUGCUGGAUGAAGGCAGACUUGAGGGAGCUCUCGAGGGAGGUAGCAGUCCCCACGUCUUUGCAGCACUCGAUGGUGGUGGUGCCGCAGUUGCUGCUGGAAGGGUGGGGUUCGGUGCGUGCUACGACGGCGGGGUGGUAGCGAGAGCAACGGUGGCAAAAGCGGCGGCGUUGAAGAACAUGGCUGGCUUUUCGGCUGAUGGACAGUGGAACUGCUGGUGUAGGUACUUGAACGACUGA